This is a messenger RNA of Oncorhynchus masou masou (cherry salmon), 13933 nucleotides long. RefSeq names its product oxysterol-binding protein-related protein 10-like. Gene Ontology annotation, molecular function: cholesterol binding. The record is from RefSeq and is a predicted model, not a curated record. The transcript has 16 exons. Gene Ontology annotation, cellular component: intracellular membrane-bounded organelle; membrane; cytosol. NCBI's taxonomy places the organism in Eukaryota, Metazoa, Chordata, Actinopteri, Salmoniformes, Salmonidae. The coding region runs from base 547 to 2790 and encodes 747 amino acids.
UGAAUGGUGUACCCUAGUUAACGUUAGUGUGCCAGACAAUCAAAAAGAGGACUGUUCUCUGAAAAUUCUUUCCUCGACCACGAAAGGGGGCCCCCAUGCUGCACUAAUCAGGAACACAGAGUUUAUCAGGUUGUCAUUCGUCCUUCCUGGCUCGGUCGUUGGGGGCCGCCCUCUGAAGCACCAGGAGUCCAGAGAACGUGAGGGAGAUUCCCACCCACCACAACGCAAUCUGGGUCUCCCCAAAGAUAAGCUGCCCCAAAAAGGCCUGUGGCACAAUACAGGCAUUUCAAUUUAGUGCACCAUACAUUACACUUCUCUGACAGCACUUAAAAAGGAAAAUCUGUGUUACGUUUAUUAAUUCAAACCAUACACUUGUAGGCUAUUAUACAUUAUUUACAAGUAAUUCUAAGUUUCUUUUCCACAGGGAAACAUGUACUUACGGAAGAUACGAAGUUGGAAGCGGUAGUGGUCACAGUGGUUCGGGUGGAGGAGGAAGAGUACCGGAGCGCCUUAGCGAGGAACGUCCACAUCACAGCAUUACAUGUCAUGCAGCCCCCUGAAAGACAUGACAUCUGGUCAUGUGAAGCCUGCCGAAGAUUGUGGAUGUUUGCUCUACACAUGCAUUAUUCACAAAGCCCACAGUAUUUUGUGCUGGACCCAGAGCUGGGACAGCUGCAGUACUUUGUACAUGAACAUGGCAAGAGCCAGAAGCCCAGGGGCUCCCUGCCUCUGAUUGGUGCGUCGGUUGUCCAGAGUGAUGAGGCACCACACAUGUUUAUCGUCAACUCAUUCAAUGGCGAGCUUUACAAGCUCAGAGCAUCCGACGCCAAAGAGCAGCAGUUCUGGAUGAACCAACUCCAAGCGUGCGCCAGACGCCAUUCCGACAGCAGUGCCAAGGUCUGGAAGCUUAAGGGAUCGGAUGAGCACCUGAGUGUGGAGAGAACGACGGGAGGCAGCCAGGAGGGGCUGGGCUCAUCGUCUUCUGGUCGGUCCCGUAGCGUCUCCCUCCUCCCCCACCUCCCACCAGCCUCCUCAUCGCCUGGUAUCCAGAGGCACUUGGCGUGUCCGGGCACACCGAGCAACAUCGUGACCAUCACCCACCACAAGUCCCCAGCCGCUGCUCGACGGGCUAAGAACCAGUAUCCCGGCCGACUACUGGAGGUCAAAGAGGCGGUGAGCCAAGCAGAGGGCCAACAGAAGAACCUGGUCCAGUCCAUCGAGUCCCUCCCCACGCGAGGACCCCUUUCCUGCCUGGACCAGGACCUCCUGCUCCUCAAAGCCACGUCGGCCGCCACCCUGAGCUGCCUGGGAGAGUGCCUGAACAUCCUGCAACAGACCCAAACCCACAGCCAGCCCCAGGCCUCCCAGCCCAACCACACCCGCGGUCCCCCCUCCGAUGGUGUUCCUGUGUGGAGUGUACCAAAGUUGCCCUCGGGGGAGCACCUGAAGAACGGCGUCCCAACCCCUCUACAUUCUGCCGAGCCCUCCCCAGCCCUCAGGAAAAAAAGCCCUGCCCAUGGUGCUGAGCACCCAGCGGGGUUGGAGGCCGUCAGCCCCAGUGAGGAGGUGACUGACAUGGAGGACAAUGACGAGGAGGACCUGGGAGUGUUGGACGACCAGCGGAGCAUCAUCCUGCACCUCCUCUCCCAGCUCAAACUGGGCAUGGACCUCACCCGGGUGGUGCUGCCCACGUUCAUCCUGGAGAAGCGCUCCCUGCUGGAGAUGUACGCUAACUUCAUGGCCCACCCGGACAUGUUCCUGUCCAUCACGGCUGGAGCCACGGCGGAGGACCGCAUCGUACGCUUCGUCGAGUACUAUCUUACCGCCUUCCACGAGGGACGCAAAGGAGCUGUGGCCAAGAAGCCCUACAACCCGGCACUGGGCGAGACAUUCCACUGUUCCUGGGAGGUGCCUCGGGACAGAGUGAGGCCCCUCAGGUCUCAGGGCCCCAGGGAAGCAGCCUCCAGGGGCCCCAUCAACACCCAACAGCAGGACGAUCCAUCGGGGACUGAGUGUUACCGGGUUCGCUACGUGGCUGAGCAGGUGUCACACCACCCGCCCGUCUCAGGAUUCUACUGCGAGUGCCCAGAGAGGAAUAUGUGUGUCAACACCCAUGUGUGGACAAGAAGCAAGUUCAUGGGCAUGUCCAUUGGUGUAUCCAUGAUAGGGGAAGGGACCUUAUGCCUUCUGGAGCAUGACGAGGAGUACGUCUUCACGCUGCCCUGUGCCUACGCCCGCUCCAUCCUCACCGUGCCAUGGGUGGAGCUGGGUGGCAAAGUCACCAUUAACUGUGCCAAGAGUGGCUACUCAGCCACAGUCACAUUCCACACCAAGCCUUUCUAUGGAGGGAAGGUACACAGGGUGACUGCAGAAAUCAAACACAAUCCGACCAACACUAUUGUGUGCAAGGCCCAGGGGGAGUGGAACGGAACCCUGGAGUUCACCUAUAGUAGUGGGGAGACCAAAGUGAUUGACACAACCAAACUGCCAAUCAUCAAGAAGAAGCUCCGGCCUGUGGAAAAGCAGGGACGGAAUGAGUCCAGGCGGUUAUGGCAGCAUGUCACCAAGUCACUGAAGGAGGGGAACAUGGACGAGGCCACGGAACACAAGCAUCGUCUAGAGGAGCGCCAGAGAAGGGAGGAGAGGCAGAGAGCUGAGGAUAACUUGCCCUGGACACCCACAUAUUUCAGCAAAAAGGGAGAAGGCUGGAUCUACCACAAUACUCUGUGGAAAUCUCACUGGCACAAGAACCAGACUGCUCUAACAGAGUGCCUCUAUCCCCCUAAAUGAGGGGCUAGGCCAGGGGAAGGAUAAUGAUGGAACAGCAGUAUUGAGGGAGUGAUGCCACUCUAUUGGGACCUGAGAUAUUGACUCUUAAUGACAUGGACAAAGGACACACUCAUGUGGAUCAAGGUGCCAAAGUGGUUUCCACUUGAACUACGAGGGUGGGGGCGGGACAAAUAUCGAUUUUUUUUUUAUAGUGUUCGAGGUAGAGCAUUUAGAUUUUUCACUUUGCCCAAGGCAAUAUCUUUUCCAAAUGCACAGUAUGAUAUGAUUUGCCACCGGUAUUUUGUACCAGUUGUGUUGACACGUACAUGGUCCAUUUUGGUCCAAUCGCCUUUAUUUGUCAUGCAGCAUCAGAAUGCAAUGGUAGAAGAAUGCAGAUGGCAUCAGGAGGAGUCCAUUGCAGUGUUGGUGGGAUACAACCGUGAUCAUGGCAGAGAUGCGUUUGUGUUACAUGAGUUCCCGUCCUGUUUUUAACAAAUGCUGAUGACUAGAAGUAGCCGAUUUCCUACCACUUUUCCAUUCCACCCAUCCUUAUCCCAUCCCGACCUUUGGAAGGAGUUUCGACCAUUCCUGAACGGAGCUGUCUGCCUCAGCUCUUCCAUGCAAACAGAUUUCCCAUCACUCUCUUCCCCACUUAUUGCGGUCGUAAUACCACACCGUCACCGUUUUUGUCUUUAGGUUCCAACGGCGUGUCGAACUGUCCAUCUCCCGGUGGGGGUCUGUCCUUCUUCCAGGGACGUGUCCUUAGGUUGGCAUUGAUGUCACAUAAUUAAGCUGGGGCUGAACCCAGCUCACGAACUCCUCAUGCUAAUAUCUCAGUGGGCUGCCUCUGCAUUGAAUAUGGAUGAGGUGCACAGGAAGAUACAACCACAUUCUCACAGAGGGGCACCGUCUCUCCAGAUGUCCUUCUGAAUUAUAUUGUUGACAGGAUAUGAGGUACGGUGGUGGUGGUGGUAGAGGGGAUGUUUUGGGUCAUACAUAGCUAUUAUACGUUUACGUUUUCACAAAAUGUACUAACUGACGUACAGUAUAUACUGUGUAUAUAUUUAGUUAAAUACUAUUAUACAGUGCAUUCGGAAAGUAUUCAGACCCCUUGACUUUCUCCACAAUUUGCAAAAAUACCUGUUUUUGCUUUGUCGUUACGGGGUGUUGGGUGUAGAUUGAUGGAUUUUUAAAAAUGUAUUAUGUUGAUCCAUUUUAAAAUAAGGCUGUAAUGGAACAAACGUUAGAGCCUUAUUCUAAAAUUGAGGAAAUUGUUUUAUUUAAUCAUCGAUCUACACACAACACCCCAUAACGACAAAGCAAAAAUUGUUUUUUAGAAAUGUUUGCAAUUGUAUUAAUUUUUUUUUUUAAACAUACCUUAUUUACAUAAUUAUUCUGACCCUUUGUAAUGAGACUGGAAAUGUAAUGUGGAAAAAGGGGUUGGAAUACUUCCAAAUGCGCUGUAUCUGAUUGCCUUUAUUAUAUUUAUUAUUCAGCCAAACAACUAAUGGAACAUCUUUGUUUUUAGUUUGCUCCAUAUUUUAGUCUUAGAAUAGUGAUCUAGAUUAUAGUGAUAGUGAUCUAUAUUCUCUGGUUGUGAAGUAAUUUCAACCAUCCAUGACUAUAGACUGUGUGUCUUGCAGCAUUACAUUGUAGUACUAUCACGGUAUCUCUAUUAACGUCAGGAUCUCCUUGCAGUCCAAAUGAGAAAAUCAGCAGGGAUGAAAAGUAGCUGUCCAGUUUCUUGCAGCUACUGAGUAAUUUGGAGAAGGGCCCCGAUUCCAACUUUAAGAAAUAGCGCACUUCUCACGCACGCCUUUCCUAUGCACUUCUCAAUAGUUGGUAUUCCGACUUACCUUAUGAAAGUGCCUACCGGGCUUUGCAGAUGUGGUUCCCUUGCACGCACUGAAUAAAUUAAACUGCUGAAUUACCAUCCCACUUCCUGGCCAACAGAUUUUCUUGUGGAGUAUUUAAUCAAUAGGGUUUUCAAUACAUUAGCCAUCCCUUUCAAUAUGGUGUGCCUUUUAGUUUGAAUUUUGUCGAAAGACUCAAUAGAAUAUAUUGAGAGAACAGAAUGUUAGGGAUCAUUGAAAUAAAACCAUCUAAAUAUAUAUACAUGUCUCAGUUUCAGCACCAAUUGGUCGAUUUAAGAAUACUCAGAUCUUGUAGAUGAUUUAGGGUUUAGCAACAACCACAUGGCCGUGACUUAACAGUCAAACGUUUACUUACGGGCCCUUCCCAACAAUGCAGAGAGAAAAUUAUAAGAGUCCAAGGAAUAAAUAGAAAAAUAAUAACACAAGGAAUGAAUCGAAUCAAAUUGUGUUGGUCACAUACAAAUGGUUAGCAGACGUUAAUGCGAGUGUAGCGAAAUGCUUGUGCUUUUCGUUCCGACAGUGCAGUAAUAUAUAACAAAUUCACAAUGACUGACUUAUACACACAAAUGUAAAGGAUAAGAAUAUGUACAUAUAAAUAUAUAGUGAGCGAUGGCCGUGCGGCAUAGGCAAGAUGCAGUAGAUGGUAUAGAAUACAAUAUAUACAUAUGAGAUGAGUAAUUAAAGUGCCGUUAUUUAAAGUGACUAGUGAUACCUUUAUUAAAUGUAUUAAAUUGGCCAGAGAUUUGAGUCUGUUGGCAGCAGCCACUCAAUGUUAGUGAUGGCUGUUUAACAGUCUGAUGGCCUUGAGAUAGAAGCUGUUUUUCAGUCUCGCUCCCAGCUUUGAUGCACCUGUACUGACCUCGCCUUCUGGAUGAUAGUGGGGUGAACAGACAGACAGUGGCUUGGGUGUUUGUUGUCCUUGAUGAUCUUUUUGGCCUUCCUGUGACAUCGGGUGGUGUAGGUGUCCUGGAGGGCAGGUAGUUUGCCCCCGGUGAUGCAUUGUGCAGACCUCACUACCCUCAGGAGAGCCUUACGGUUGUGGGCGGAGCAGUUGCCAUACCAGGCAGUGAUACAGCCCGACAGGAUGCUCUCGAUUGUACAUCUGUAAAAGUUUGUGAGUGUUGUAGGUGACGAGGUUGAAAAGGCGCUGUUGUGCCUUCACCACGCUGUCUGUGUGGGUGGACCAUUUCAGUUUGUCCGUGAUGUGUACGCCGAGGAACUUAAACGUUCCACCUUCUCAACUACUAUCCUGUUGAUGUGAAUAGGGGGGGGUGCUCCCUCUGCUGUUUCCUGAAGUCCACGUUCAUCUCCUAUGUUUUGUUGACGUUGAGUGAGAGGUUAUUUUCCAGACACCACAUUCCGAGGGCCCCCACCUCCUCCCUGUUGGCCGUCUCGUCGUUGUUGGUAGUCAAGCCUACCAAUAUAGUGUCUGCAAACUUGACAAUUGAGUUGGAGGCGUGCAUGGCCACAGUCAUGGGGUAAACAGGGAGUACAGGAGAGGGCUGGGAACACACCCUUGUGUGGCCCAAGUGUUGAGGAUCAGUGGGGUGGAGAUGUUUCCUACCUUCACCACCUGGGGGAGGCCCGUCAGAAAGUCCAGGACCAGGUUGCACAGGACGGGGUACUAGUACUGAGUCCAUGUGCAGGGGUAGAUUUGUAAAUAUAGGUAGGGAUAAAGUGACUAGGCAAUGGGAUAGAUGAUAAAAUAUUUAGCAGUUUUAUAGCUUGGGGCUAUAAGCUCUUCAGUGUCCUGUUGGUUCCAGACUUGCUGCAUGUUGCCUAGUCCAGGAUCCAGUUACAGAGAGUGUUUAAUCCCAUGGUCCUUAGUUUAGUGAUGAGCUUGAAGGGCACAAUGGUGUUGAACGUCAAUGAACAGCAUUCUCACAUAGGUGUUCCUUAUGUACAGGUGGGAAACGGCAGUGUGGAGUGAGUCAUCAGUUGGGGCGGUAUGCUAAUUGGAGUGGUCCAGGGUGUCUGGGAUGAUGAUGUUGAUGUGAGUCAGCCUUCGAAAGCAUUUCAUGGCUACAGAUGCGAGUGCUUCGGGGCGAUAGUCAUACAGGUUACCUUGGCAUUCCUGGGCUCAGGGACUAUGGUGGUCUGCUUGAAACAUGGAGGUUUUACAGACUGGGUCAGGGAGGUUGUGCUUAGCACUCCACUCCUCAACCAUUACAAGCAUACCCAUAACAUGAUGCAGCCACCACUAUGCGUUGUAUUGGUCUUGCUUCAAACAUAACGCAUUGCCACAUUUUUACAGAAUUACUUUCGUAACCUUAUUUUUAUUAUGUACAGGCUUCACCACAAUCAAAGAGAUAUGCCCUUCUUCGUGGGGAAUUGGUCUUCGUGGUCAUUGCUCAACUGAGGGACCUUACAGAGACGAGGUAGUCAUUCAAAACUCAUGUUUAACACUAACAGUGACAUGCUUACCCCAGAAUUUAUUUAGGCUUUCCAUAACAAAGGAGUUGAAUACUUAAUGACUUGGAAAACAACUCUACAUGACAUUAUUGGGGUAUUGUGUAUAAGCCAAUGACAAAAUCUCUAUAAAACAUUUUUAAUGCAGGCUGUAAUAAAACGUGGAAAAAGUCAAGGGAUGCGAAUACUUUUGGUCCCCUAAAAUUGGGGGACCGUGUGCAAAAAGUGCUGUCAUCUCUAAAAGUUUCACCCAAAAUGUAUGAGAAUACCCUCAAAUUAAAGUUGACGGUCUGCACUUUAACCUCAGUCGUUAUAUGAUUUCAAAUCCAAAAUGCUGGAUUAGGAGAGCCAAAACAAACAAAAAAUGUCAAUGUCCCAAUACUUUUGGAGAUCACUCACUAUAUCUAAAACAAGUGUCAUUUAUUUUUACAAUUCCCUUGUCCAAAUGGACUACUCAGUUUAUUAAUAUAAUCUUAUCAAAUUGUAAAUUACAGUGCAUGGAGAAUGGUGUUAUUUCUAAUCAGGGAAAAAAAUUAAGUAGAUGCUUUUUCUACUUGGAACCGGUAGGUUCGAUAGACCUUAUUCGUGGUUUCCUCACGCUUAAAGGUGGUAGAAUUAAGUUAAGAUCAGAAUACGGUUUGUCUGUAGACAUACACUAGCGGUCAAAAGUUUUAGAACACCUACUCAUUCAAGUUAUUUUAUUUUAUUUGGACUUUUCUACAUUGUAAAAUAAUAGUGAAGACAUCAAAACUAUGAAAUAGCACAUAUGGAAUCAUGUAGUAAAAAAAUAAUAAUAAUAAUAAUCUAAAAUUCAACAAAUAGCUACCCUUUGCCUUGAUGACAACUUUGCACACUCUCAACCAGCUUCACCUGGAAUGCUUUUCCAACCAUCUUGAAGGAGUUCCCACAAAUGCUGAACACUUGUUGGCUGCUUUUCCUUCACUUUUGAUCCAACUCAUCCCAAACCUUCUCAAUUUGGUUGAUGUCGGGGGAUUGUGGAGGCCAAGUCAUCUGAUGCAGCACUCCAUCUUGGUAAAAUAGCCCUUACCCAGCCUGGAGGUGUGUGGAGUCAUUGUCCUGUUGAAAAACAAAUGACAGUCCCACUAAGUACAAACCAAAUGGGAUGGCGUGUUGCUGCAGAAUGCUGUUGUAGCCAUGCUGGUUAAUCGUGCCAUGAUUUCUAAAUAAGUCAGUGUCACCAGCAAAGCACCCCCACACCACCUCCUCCGAAUGUGUAUUUCCAACCGUAUGGAGCAUGGAGAUCUGUUCACCCACGUGUCUCAAAGACAAAGAUGUUGGAACCAAAAAUCUCCAAUUUUGGACUCCAGACCAAAUGACAAAUUUCCACUGGUCCUAAUGUCCAUUGCUCGUGUUUCUUGGCCCUAGCAAGUCUCUUCAUCUUAUUGGUGUCCUUUAAUAGUGGUUUCUUUUGUAGCAAUUCAACCAUGAAGGCCUGAUUGACACAGUCUCCUCUGAACAGUUGAUGUUGAGAUGCGUCUGUUACUUGAACUCUGUGAAGCAUUUAUUUGGGCUGUAAUUUCUGAGGCUGGUAACUUUAAUGAACUUAUCCUCUGCAGCAGAGAACUCUGGUUCUUCCAUUCCUGUGGCGGUCCUCAUGGGAGACAGUUUCAUCAUAGCGCUUGAUGGUUUCUGACUGCACUUGAAGAAAUGUUCAAAGUUCUUGACAUUUUUCGUAUUGACUGACCUUCAUGUAAUGGACUGUCGUUUCGCAAUGCUUAUUUGAGCUGUUCUUGCCAGAAGACCAACUUGGUCUUUUACCAAACUGAAAUGCAUUCCAGGUGACUACCUCAUGAAGCUGGUUGAGAGAAUGCCUUGAUGACAGCUUUGCACACUCUUGAUUUAACACAUGUAAUCAGUGUUAUUUCAUAGAUUUGAAAUCACUAUUCUAGAAAAUAGUAAAAAUAAAGAAAAAACAUUUUGACUGAUAGUGUACCUCCGCUUUUUCAAUCUCCAUCCCAAAUGAAUAGCAGGUGAAUGGAAAGCUAGUCUAAUACUUAAGUUCAAGGUCAGAAUACACAAAGUGCAUUAAAAAAAGGAAUUACGUUCCAUUUACAAGCGCUUAAUUAACUUGGGUCGGAAUCGGGCCCCAAUUGUGUUCUUGAAUUACUAGGGAUCGUGACCUGAACUACUGGAAAUAAGAUGCAUGAUUUUGAUUAGAGUCCCCAGCACACCGAACUCAAGACAAGCGCAGGUAUUGAUACAGUCAAUAUACAUGAUCACUGUCUGAUGGGACUGGCGUUUCCAAAACAGGAUAGUGACUGUGGCUUAUUUGGAAGGAUCUGCUCACAAAUAGAUAUUAUGAAUGAAUGUGUGUACAUUAAUAAACAUUUCACUGCAAUGUAUCCAAGAGCUUGAACCAAACUUCACUUGGGUAAAUAACCUAUGCAACACCAUUUUAUAACAUACACGACAUGGACAAAAUUAUGUGGAUUUGGCUUUUUCAGCCAAACCCGUUGCUGACUGGUGUAUAAAAUUGAGCACACAGCCACGCAAUCUCUAUAGACAAGCAUAGGCAGUAGUAGAAUGGCCUGUACUCAGUGACUUUCAAUGUGGUACCGUCGUAGGAUGCCACCUUUCCAACAAGUCAGUUCCUCAAAUUUCUGCCCUGCUCGAGCUGCCCCUGUGAAGUGGAAACGUCUAGGAGCAAUAACGGUUCAGCCGCAAAGUAGUAGGCCACAAGAGCUCUGUCCUUGGUAGCAACACACACUACAGAGUUCCACACUGCCUCUGGAUGCAAUGUCAGCACAAGAACUGUUCGUCGGGAGCUUCAGGGUUUCUAUGGCCUAGCAGCCGCACACAAGCCUAAGAUCACCAUGCACAAUGCCAAACGUUGGCUGGAGUGGUGUAAAGCUUGCCACCAUUGGACUCUGGAGUGAUGAAUCACGUUUCUCUAUCUGGCAGUGCGACAGAAAUCUGGGUUUGUCAGGAGAAUACCCGCCCAAAUGCAUAGUGUCAACUGUAAAGUUUGGUGGGGGUGUUAUUCUUGGUUCGAGCUAGUUCUUCAGUGAAGGGAAAUCUUAAAGCUACAGAAUAUAUUGACAUUCUAAAUGAUUCUGUGCUUCCAAAUUUGUGGCAACAGUUUGGGAAAGGUCCUUUCCUGUUUCACCAUGACAAUGCCUCCGUGCACAAAGCGAGGUCCAUACAGAAAUGGUUGUCGAGAUCAGUGUGGAAGAACUUGUGGCCUGCACAGAGCCCUGACCUCAAUCCCAUUGAACACCUUUAGGAUGAAUUGGAACGCUGACUGCGAGCCACACCUAAUAUCAGUGCCUGACCUCACUAAUGCUCGUGGCUUAAGUCCCCGCAGCAAUGCUACAACAUCUAGUGAGGAAAAAAAUCCUGGAGGCUGUUAUAGCAAAGGGAGGAGGGGUGUCCAUAUUAAUGCACAUGAUUUUGGAUUGAGAUGUUCGAUGAGCACUUGGCCAUGUAGUGUAGGUUGAAUAGGGUAGGGACAUUGUCUUAUUCUAAAGAAUGUGCCCUGGCAAUCACAAUAAGCCUCUUGUCAUAAUAAAACGUUAAACGCUCCCAAGUAACGAGUCAGUAAAUGAAAAUACAGAACAGCUGUAAUUUGAAAGCUAGUGCUGCCAUCGUGUGGUACAUUUACAUUAUCUGAACCCCCAGUUUACAGCACCCUCCACUAAUAUAUACCCUUGGUAAAUAAUGUCUGCUGUUUAUCCGCUUGGUCUUUCAUUCAAAAUAUUCACAAAAUCUAACCUUUUAAUUGAAGUAAAAUGGUAGAAAUAUUUAUUUUAUUUCACAAUUUUUCUAAAAAAAGUGUCACAAUUAUUGGCACCCAUAGAAGUCCUUAAGUAAAAUCCAACUGAAGCAUAUUCCCAUUUGUAUUUUACUUUAGGUUCAACUGAGUGAUUAGGAACACAAGUGAUAAGCCAUGACUUUGUUUCAGUGGUAUAAAUGUGACACACAGGCCAAGUUCCUAUAGCCAUCCAUCACUAUGGGAAUGACACGAGAAUACAGUAAAUGUGACAAAAGGCUACGAUCAGACGUCACCUACAUAACCACAAGCUGCUUGGGAUGGUUGCCAUAACAAAAAUUCAAACAAACUCAAGUGCCUGCGGAACGUUACUAAAACUUUCAAUGGGACCGGGGUUCUAUGGUCAGAUGAGACCAUAGAGCGUAGGCAGACAGAUGGCCAUGCAGAAAAGUACCUCAUCCCCACUGUGAAGUAUGUUGGUGGAUUGGAUGUUGUGGGGCUGUUUUACUUCCAAAGACCCUGGACAACGUGUUAGGAUGCAUGAUAUCAUGGCAGAUAUUAAAACAAAACCUGACUGCCUCUGCUAGGAAGCUUAAACUGGGCCUUGGUGGGAACUUCCAGCAGGACAAUGAUCCAAAGCACACCACAAAAUCAACACAAAAAUGGUUCACUGACCACAGAACCAAGGUUUUGCCAUGGUCGUCCCAGUCCCCUGACCUAAGCGCCGUAGAAAAUCUGUGGGAUGAGCUGAAGAUGAGUCCGCAAGCGUGGACCUUGGAAUCUGAAGGACCUGGAGAGAUUCUGCAUGGAGGGAUGGUCUCAGAUAUCUUGCCAUGUGUUCACCAACCUCAUUACACAUUAUAGAAGACGACUCAGAGCGGUGAGGUUGCACAAAGUAUUAAAUGAAUAAUUGUGGCACGCAUAUAUUUGGGAAAUUUAUAAGAAAAAAAACGUUCCUUUCAAUUGGUUGACUUUAAUUAAAAAGGUUCUAUUUUUUUGUUGAAUGAAAGACCAAGAGGAUAAAAAGGUAUUUGAUCAUAUAUACCAAAGGGUGCCAAUAUUAGUGGAGGGCACUGUAUACCCAGGCCUUUAACUGUUAUAGAUGAGAGAAUUCCAUGUAAAAAUGUGUUUGUGCUUUAGAAUGCAUUUCUAUUGUAUUGCGCUUUAAAAAGUGGCCUUGUAAUUCCCGUCUCACUGAAUACAUGCGUUUCCUGGAAUUGCCUGAAGCCUCUGAUCAACUUUAGUAAAAGCAGCCUGCCUCAAAAAAAACCCUAAGAUACUUCAGGCAAACACCUUACAAUGAUAGUAACACAAUCGGGAUAGUGAAUAAUUUGAGGACCAAUUCUUCUUACAAAGUUGAACCUUUUAUUUACUUUACAUUUAAACAUGUUAACUUGGAAGGUGAGGGGGACCAGGGUUGUUAGAUUUAUAAAAAAAAAAAAUCAAAGUAGUGGUGUGGCAGAGCGAGGAAGAGAAGGCGUUGAGAACCCAGAAGAGAAGGAACUAGUCCACCAUCCCCAAUAAAAACAGACAUAAUAAACAAGGUAACAAGAGGGCGAACAACCUGUACACUUUCUAUAUCACAUUAAGGCUCAAUCCAAUCCCUUCAUCUCUGAUAUAAGCAGUUUAACAUAAGAAUUUCUCGAGUGUGUGUUUGAGCAAGGUCGAUAUGGCAUAUGGAGGGCCAUUAAGUGAAAGCAGUGACACAAUGCAGUCUUUCUCAGAGAAGCUCAAGGGACACAAAACACCAUUUUUAAUAUCCAAAAAGGUGAAAUGACAUCACUUCUGUGUUUAAAGGAAACGCAAAAUAAGUAUCAAACAAGAGGUAAACUGUUGAGUGAUUGAAGAUGUCAAUUAAAUAAAAAAAACUCUGUAUUCCUAGAAAGUUUGUGUAGACCAUCUGAUGCGUCACGUCACACCCCCAAACAUACGAUCCUUCAGCGUUCAACACAGGUCUUUAACAACAGGCCCAGUAGUGUUAACAGGGCACCACUGCUUUGUCCACUCACUGGCAGCCAUCUUCAGCACUUCCCUGCAUUACCCUACUCUUGGCUACAUAAACAUGUGUAUGUGGACAGGCAAAAAUGACUGAGAAGACAGAUGGACAUACUAACGUGGUGAUGAAGAGACCAGCAACGAGGCUCGCAGGGUGGAUGCCUCUUUAUUAAAUCACAACUUUUUUUUUAUAUAGAAUUGCUUACAUUUUUAAACCUAGCAGCAGAAUAUACAAUCUAAGCAAUUUCAGGGGGGGGGGUUCUUAAAUUCACAUUCAUUUUAAACAAAAUCUCAAGUCCCUCCUAAUGAGAAUUAUUGCAUUCACUGUUCUAGCUGCUGCCAUUAAAAAACAUCACAACAAAGUAAAGAGAAGAAAUCUGCGUAUUUAAAAAAAUCACCACAAGAAUCCAAUAUAUUACAACCCUAUCAGACAUUCUUUACAUAACAUAUUUACAUAUUAGGACUUUUAUUUCCUAAAGAAUUGUCUCGGUAACAACAAAUUAGGGCCAAAACAAAAUAAUGAUUAAAAGUAACCAUCAGAAGUAAAUCAGCUGGGCCUAGACAGUGGAAUUCCUCCGUACGCAUGUCAGGAACAUGUCCUCAAUUCCAAUGCUUCCUCACCCUCACAAAAGAAACACGUUUACAUGUCGCCAAGGAGCUAAAUCAAGGGCUCUUUGGUGCAAUUGCUCCCAGCCUCCUCAGUUUCCUUUGUUUUGUCCCCCUCUCUAGAAUAACAGUUAAAUGUACCACAAAAUGUACGCUCACCCCGGUUUCAGCAGCUCAGUGCCUUGCCACACAUUCAAGUACAAAGAAGAAGAAAAGAGCAUGACAAAAGAUCCUCUGGAUAAAACGGACAAAGGUUCUGGGGCUAGCCAGACAUGACACUUCACCCUCCCCACCACAGGGGGUGCUGCGCUCAGAGGACUAGCCCUCGAGGCUAAGUGCUCGCAUUCCAUACAAUGGGCAUUCGUUUUCAUUGGUAGUUUUCUUAGCUAGUUAAUUUUUUUGUAUUUUUGUGUUGUGUCCUUCUUCAUUGUUUCUUGUUUAGUUUCUUGCCUUUCUUCAGGACCAGCUUAUUCCUGAUGUGUCCUCGCUUCCUCUUAGCAGUCUGUGCAAUAAAACAAACUUGAUUUACAAAUAAAUUUUCAAUUUGCAA